Molecule: messenger RNA, 2419 nt
Organism: Dimorphilus gyrociliatus
Lineage: Eukaryota; Metazoa; Annelida; Polychaeta; Dinophilidae
Source: the annotation of a GenBank genome assembly
UGUCAAGAUGAUGCAUAAACUUGGAUAUAUGAGUAUUUUCAGCCUAUAAGGAUCAGUUGCGAAUCGAUUGGGGGUAUUAAUUAAAACGCUUCGAGUUCUGCAUAGGCAAAACAUUCCAGCUCCUUUACAGUUUUAUUUUUUUUCUUUACUUCUUUCCCUUUCUGUUAAUUCUAUCUUUCAUUUUUUCUUCAUAAAAAAACCAUAUAUAGAAUUGGAAUUAUGAAAGAAUCGAUUUUACUUCUAGCUCUUCUCUCAUUAAUCCAAUAUUCUGUUGGAGUUAGUGUCUUGACUAACUACGGUAAGGUUAAGGGAAAGCGUAUAAAGAACGCCUUACCUCGUUUAAAGGAUGCAAAGAUUGUUACGAAAACUGUAGAUAUAUUCUACGAUAUUCCCUACGCCAAGUCUCCAAUUGCGAAAUUACGAUUUAAGGUAGGCCUAGUUUAUUCUUAAUAAUACUUUAACUUUGUACAGUUGAAAGUAUUGGCAUUGGUUAGCUAUUUAAAUCAUUAAUAUAUUUGUUCUAUUUUUCAAAAAACUACAAUUGUAAUUUAUCUCUUCCCUCCCACUCUUCUGCUCCUUCUUCCCCACCAAAAAAAAAGAAUCCUGAAGAACCAAAUGUCGAGAAUAUCGAUGGAAGAAGAAGAGAGUUUAGCGAAUGUCCUCAAAUAUCGAGAAUUGACGGCAAUGAAGAUUGUUUAAAGUUGGAUAUCUAUUCACCUUUUGAGGUUUGUUCAGAGUCUUUGUAUCUCUCUCUCUCUUUCUCUUAAGUUUAUUGUUCUUGGAUCAACCAAUUAAACGUCCAUAUUAAUGAUUAUUCAAUAUAGCGAAGUAAAAAUACAACUUAUCCCGUUAUGGUUUACAUACACGGCGGAUCGUAUAAGGCCGGAAGUAAAAACAUGUACGAUGGAACGGGAUUAUCUCAGUAUGGCGUUGUUGUUGUGACAAUCAAUUACAGAUUAGGCAUAUUUGGCUUCCUUACAGACGGAACUGACAGAUUAAGAGGUAAUUACGGUCUCGCUGAUCAAAUUCAGGCACUGAAAUGGAUAAAUAGAAAUAUUCGCGCCUUCAGAGGCAAUCCAAAUCGAAUCACUUUAUUCGGAAAUAGCGCUGGAGGUUCGAGCGUUGGUUUUCUAUCACUUUCACCAAUUGCUAAAGGCCUAUUCAAUAAUGCUGUUCUUCAAAGUGGUUCGCCCACGGCCCACUGGGCCUAUCAUAAUACAACAGCAAACUUAAAACGUCAAGCCAAUUUGGCAUUUAAGAAAUCGGCUUGCGAUCGAUCAACCUUCCAAGCGUCCAUUACUUGCCUUCGGAACAUUUCUGUUAAGAGUCUUAUAAAGCUUCAAUUAAAAUUCAUACAGGAUCGGUCGACGGAUGGUGGAACCUUUUCGCUAAAUGGAGAUGAUUUUAGACCGAACGUUGAUGGUAGAAUAAUCACCGACGAUCCCCUAAAUAUGAUUAAGAAGAAGAGAUGCGGCAAUGAAUUCUACGUUGUUGGGGUAACAAAAGACGAAUUUAGCGACAUGGUGGGGAUGAACUACGCCUUGGACAAUGUUAUUACCGAUACAAGCACUAGCAUGUUUGGAAUGGGAAGAUCUAGAUUUGAAAUAUAUGUCUCACAUGUUUUUGGUUCGGGUUUCGGUUGGGACAAUUCAAUAGUAGAUAUAAUUAAGUACGCGUAUACAGAUUAUUCUUUAAGAAAAGACCCAACCAACAACAGGAAACAAUACAUAAAAAUAAUGACUGAUAUGAUGUUGGUCGCUCCGGCUGUUCGUUAUGCUGAUCUUCUCCAAAGGAGGAAAUGCAGAGUAUACUUAUAUAAUUUCGAAUUUGCUUACGACGAAAGGGGUAGUUAUCAUCAGAUCGAAUUAGAAUAUCUCUUCUCUAGGCCCUUUCGUAAAAAGAAGCGUUCUCUCGAUCAGGACGGUGAACGCUACUACAACGAAAGUGACUUUAACGUCAGUCGAUUAGUCAUGGACAUUUGGACAUCGAUUGCCAAAUCUCGUAAAAAUCUACGCUUUGAUGGAUUUGAAUGGAAACCGUUCCGUCCUGGUGCUUAUUACAUAUCAAUCAAAGAGAGCGGAGUUAAAAAUUAUCAGCAUUUAAACGCCGACAAAGUAGCGUUCUGGAACGAACUGGUACCAAGAACAUUAAGAGGGAUAGAGAAGAUAAGAGGUCAUGUCAAGAAUGAAGAUAUCAACGAUAUUCAAAUGAUUUGGUUAUGGAUAACCGGGUCACUGCUAGUAUUAUUCUUUCUAAUAACUCUAGUACUUCUUACUUUCACCAUUAGAUUAAAAUAUUCCAACGAUCAGCUAAACCGUUCACCGUAUGCAACCACAGAUGGCGUUCGUUUAUAGAUUAAAGAAAUUUAAAGAGAGAGAAAGUUGUAGACAUGUUUUUUCAUAGAUUUUUUCAAAUAAAC